Oppia nitens is the source of this 1193-nucleotide messenger RNA. RefSeq lists its product as uncharacterized. Bases 126 to 1193 code for a protein of 355 amino acids. The transcript is spliced from 7 exons. The record is from RefSeq and is a predicted model, not a curated record. Gene Ontology annotation, molecular function: oxidoreductase activity. Lineage: Eukaryota; Metazoa; Arthropoda; Arachnida; Sarcoptiformes; Oppiidae.
GUAAUACAAGUCUAUAAUCCAAACAUUUGUAAAACAUCUGACAUAGCGUUAGAAACAUUAUAGUCUCCAUAGAUUUAAUUACCAAAUAUAUUGCAUUCAAUAUAUUAAUACUAAUAAAUAAAAUAAUGUCUUAUUUAAUUGUUGCCAAAAAUGAUAUCAAAUUAUUUAUAACGAGAGCUAUGGUCGCCGUUGGCACCAAUGCAUCGCACGCCGACAUAUUAGCCGACGUAUUGAUUGCCGGUGACUAUAGGGGACACUUCAGUCAUGGACUCAACAGAUUAGAUCUCUAUUUGGAGGAUAUUAAGGGCAAGUCGUGUAAAGCCGACGGACAGCCAAUCAUUUUGAAUGAAUCCGCGGCUACCGCUUGGGUUGACGGCAACAAUCUGUUGGGUCCCGUUGUCGGCAAGUUCUGUAUGGAGUUAGCCAUAAAAAAAGCUAAAGAAGCCGGUAUUGGAUGGGUUGUCGCUAAAGGAAGUAAUCAUUUCGGAAUCGCUGGUUAUUACAGUUUGUUAGCCAUGAAUGAAAACAUGAUUGGAAUGGCAUUCACAAAUGCAUCACCACUUGUGGCYACAACUCGUGGAAAAGAGCCAUUCUUUGGUACCAAUCCUUUGACAGUGGCAGCACCGGCUAAUAAUGGGGACAGUUUUGUUUUGGAUAUGGCAACAUCAGUAGUAGCAUUGGGUAAAGUUGAAUUAGCUGAUAGAAAAGAUGAAUCAAUUCCAGACAACUGGGCCAUCGAUAAGAACGGUCAACAAAUAACUGAUCCCAAGAAUCUAAAUGCAUUGUUGCCAUUAGGAGGACCUGAAAAAUCUAGUGGAUAUAAGGGUUACGGCUUAGCUAUGAUGGUUGAACUCUUUACUGCCAUACUUUCUGGAUCAGCUGUUGCACCAAAUGUAAGAAAAUGGUCAGAUAAUCACACGACUGCUAAUUUGGGUCAAUGUUUUGUGGCAAUAAAUCCCGAAAUGUUUGCUCCGGGAUUUACCGACAGAAUGUCCAAUUUAAUAGAUCACUGUCGCAAUCAAGAGCCAGUUGAUGGCCAGCCUAAUGUAUUAGUUGCUGGCGAUCCUGAAAGAGAAAACAUGAGAAAAUGUGAUGAACAGGGAGGCAUAGCCUACCACAUCAAUCAAAUAACAUUUGCUAAUGGUAUCGCAUCUCAACUUAACAUUGAACCACCAAAAGUACACAGCGAUUAA